AUGGCUUCUAACCCCGCUUUUCCCACGAUCAAACAUGUGCGCACUUUCCUCAUCGACGGUGUGGGGUCUGGGGGUGACUAUCACAAUGUAAAAGGUGGGCAUUGGUUGGUGGACAGCUCCAUUUCUACUCCAAUGGCUAAAUGGGAACAAUACCGCGCGUCAAGAACCAGCUGGGGAAUCAAUGUAUUGGGCUCCUUCUGUGUCGAGAUUGAGACAAGUGAUGGGAGCAAGGGAUUCGCCACGGGUUUUGGAGGCCCCCCGGCCUGCUGGCUGGUUCAUCAGCAUUUUGAACGAUUCUUGUUGGGCAACGACCCCCGAGAUAUCAACGACAUGUUUGAGAAGAUGUACCGCGGAUCAAUGUUCUACGGUCGCAAAGGUCUUCCUAUCGCUGUCAUCUCCGUUAUCGAUUUGGCUCUUUGGGAUCUCGUCGGCAAGCUACGAAACGAGCCCGUUUACAAGCUGAUUGGCGGAGCCACGCGUAAGCGGCUGGACUUUUACUGCACCGGACCUGAGCCAGCGAUAGCGAAGGAAGCUGGUUUCAUCGGUGCCAAGGUUGCGCUCCCAUACGGGCCGGAUGAGGGGCCAAGUGGAUUGAGGCGGAACAUUGAAUACCUCCGUAAGCACCGCGACAGUGUCGGUCCUGACUUCCCACUCCGUGUCGACUGUUACAUGUCGUUGAACGUGCCCUACACGAUCGAGCUCGUCAAGCGAGCCGAGGCCGAGGGACUCAACAUCGACUGGUGGGAAGAAUGCUUGACUCCGGAUGACUAUGACGGUCACGCCUUGCUUAAGAAGGCCCACCCGACUGUCAAAUUCACCACCGGUGAGCACGAGUACUCGAGAUACGGAUUCCGCAAACUAGUCGAGGGACGCAACCUUGACAUUAUCCAGCCCGAUGUGAUGUGGCUUGGUGGUCUUACGGAGCUUCUCAGAGUCUCUGCCCUCGCUGCAGCUUACGACAUCCCAGUCGUGCCUCACGCCUCGGGUCCUUAUUCGUAUCACUUUGUGGUGUCCCAACCCAACACACCAUUCCAAGAGUAUCUCGCCAACUCUCCGGACGGCAAGAGUGUGCUGCCAGUGUUUGGCAACCUGUUCGUGAACGAGCCUAUCCCUGUCAAGGGCUAUCUGGAUUUGACCCAGUUGGACAAGCCCGGAUUUGGCCUUGAGCUCAAUCCGGCAGCACCUUUGAUCCCCGCUGCGUCAAUUCUCACACCUGCGCCUGCGAGGAGUUUGAGGGCCCCAGAGCCCGAGUCAGUCCCUGAGCCAGUCCCUGAGUCUGUUCCUGCGCCCGUUUCCGAAGAGCCGAAACCAGAGGAGGCAUCGAAUGGUCACAUUUAG
Messenger RNA from Talaromyces rugulosus, 1338 nucleotides. RefSeq lists its product as uncharacterized. Gene Ontology annotation, biological process: carbohydrate catabolic process. Gene Ontology annotation, molecular function: magnesium ion binding; L-rhamnonate dehydratase activity. The coding region runs from base 1 to 1338 and encodes 445 amino acids. The transcript is spliced from 3 exons. Lineage: Eukaryota; Fungi; Ascomycota; Eurotiomycetes; Eurotiales; Trichocomaceae. The record is from RefSeq and is a predicted model, not a curated record.